Messenger RNA from Drosophila serrata, 2999 nucleotides. RefSeq names its product cytosolic 10-formyltetrahydrofolate dehydrogenase. Lineage: Eukaryota; Metazoa; Arthropoda; Insecta; Diptera; Drosophilidae. Gene Ontology annotation, biological process: one-carbon metabolic process; biosynthetic process; 10-formyltetrahydrofolate catabolic process. Gene Ontology annotation, cellular component: cytoplasm. The record is from RefSeq and is a predicted model, not a curated record. Gene Ontology annotation, molecular function: oxidoreductase activity, acting on the aldehyde or oxo group of donors, NAD or NADP as acceptor; formyltetrahydrofolate dehydrogenase activity.
AGCGUUUGGCUAGUGCAUUAAAAUAUAAAAAAAGGGAAAACUGUGAAAACGGAAUAAUCUUUACUAGUGAUUUGCUAAAAAAAACCAACAAUAAAAGUGUGAAAUCCGAAAGUGCUGAGUAAAAGUGUCAAUAACUAUGGCUCAGCAAAAACUCCGCAUUGCCAUUAUUGGCCAAAGCAACUUCGCUGCUGACGUUUUGGAGCUGCUUUUGGAGCGAUCGAACAUCCAGGUCGUUGGCGUCUUCACCAUUCCCAACAAGGGCAGCCGCGAGGACAUCCUGGCCACCACUGCCACAGCCCACAAGAUUCCCGUGUUCAAGUUCGCCAGCUGGCGUCGCAAAGGCGUCGUGCUGCCCGAGGUGUUGGAGCAGUACAAGUCCGUGGGCGCCACCCUCAAUGUGUUGCCCUACUGCUCGCAGUUCAUCCCGAUGGAGGUCAUUGACGGGGCACCACUGGGCAGCAUUUGCUACCAUCCGUCCAUCCUGCCCCGCCACCGUGGGGCCAGCGCUAUUUCUUGGACUCUGAUCGAGGGCGACGAGGUGGCCGGCUUCAGUAUCUUCUGGGCGGACGACGGCCUGGACACCGGACCGCUGCUGCUCACUCGCCAGACCAAUGUGGAGCCCACAGACACGCUGGACACCAUCUACAAGCGAUUCCUAUACCCCGAGGGCGUCAAGGCGAUGGGCGUGGCCGUGGACCUGGUUGCCAGUGGGUCGGCACCGAAGAUCACCCAAACGGAGGUGGGCGCCACCUAUGAUCCGGCCAUGUUCAAGGCGGAGAACCAGGUAAUUAACCUGCAGCAGUCGGCUGAGCGGAUCUGGAACUUUGUACGUGGCCUGGACUCUGUGCCCGGAGCCAUAGCCUCCGUGUUGUUUGCCGAUGGCAGCGAGGAGCAGAUCCGUCUCUUUGGAGCUCAUUUGUACUCGGCAGGACCCGUGAUCAAUGGUCAACCUCUGCGCCUGAAGGGCUUGGCAAAGCCGGCCUGGAUCCACAGCGCCGGCCUUCUAAUUGAGGGAACAGACGGUGCCUUCGUCAAUGUGAGGCGCAUCAAGCGUGGAUCGAAGGUGAUCAGUGCCAGCGAGUGGUUCCGCCAGGCUGAGCAGCAACCCAUCACCGACUUCAGCGAGGAUGAGCUGGCCAAGAAAUGCAUCCUGGACGGCAUCUGGCAGGCCAUACUCAAAGACACCAUCGAGGCAUCCACGGACUUCUUUGCGGCAGGAGCGGGAUCUAUGGAUGUGGUGCGUCUGGUGGAGGAGGUUAAAGAGGCCUUCGAUGUGCACCUGGAGAACGAGCACGUGUUUAUGGCGCCCGUCUUCGAGGAGUUCUUUGGCCAACUGGUGCAGAUCCUGCGCCAGGGCAGCGGUGGCUCCGGCGGUAAGCAGCUGGACUACGAGGGAUUCACCCUGAAGGCCAACAAACGCACGAUCCGUGUUCCCACUCAGCUUUUCAUCAACGGAGAGUUCUUGGACGCCGAGGGAAAACGCAGCCUUGACAUUGUGAAUCCCACCGAUGAGACGGUGCUCUGCAAGGUGGCCUGCGCUUCAGCCAAUGACGUGGACAAGGCGGUACAGGCGGCCAACACCGCCUUUCACGGACCCUGGAAACAGAUCUCGGCCAGGCAACGUGGUCAGCUGAUGCUUAACCUGGCUGACCUAAUGGAAAAACACAAAGAGGAACUGGCCACCAUAGAGUCGGUCGACUCCGGAGCAGUCUACACGCUGGCCCUGAAGACCCACAUUGGCAUGUCCAUUGACGCAUGGCGCUACUUUGCAGGAUGGUGUGACAAGAUCCAGGGCAACACGAUCCCAGUUAACCCCGCUAGGCCCAACAAUGUGCUGACCUUCACCCGCAAGGAGCCCAUCGGUGUCUGCGGUCUGGUCACCCCCUGGAACUAUCCCCUGAUGAUGCUCUCGUGGAAGAUGGCCGCCUGCAUUGCUGCCGGAAACACUUGCCUGAUCAAGCCCGCCCAGACCUGUCCCCUUACCGCUCUCAAGUUUGCUGAGCUCACCGUUCUGGCCGGAUUCCCUCCAGGUGUGAUUAAUGUUCUGCCGGGCAAAGGAUCGGAGGCAGGCCAGGCAGUGGCUGACCAUCAGCUGGUCCGUAAGCUGGGCUUCACCGGCUCAACGCCCGUUGGCAAGCACAUCAUGAAGUCUUGCGCCGAUUCCAAUCUCAAGAAGUGCUCCUUGGAGCUGGGCGGAAAGAGUCCUUUGAUCAUAUUUGCCGACUGCGAUCUGGAUAAGGCAGUGAAGCAUGGCAUGUCUUCGGUGUUCUUCAACAAGGGCGAGAACUGCAUCGCCGCCGGAAGGCUCUUUGUGGAGGAUCGCAUCCACGACGAGUUCGUGCGACGUGUGCUCAAGGAUCUGCGCACCAUGACCAUCGGAGACCCACUCAAUCGCUCCACAGCCCACGGACCCCAGAAUCACAAGGCGCACUUCGACAAGCUGCUGGAGUUCUGCCAGCGAGGUGUGGCCGAGGGUGCCAAGUUGGUGUACGGCGGAGGAAGGGUGCCCGGGCUCAAGGGUUAUUUCUUCACGCCCACAGUUUUCACGGACGUGGCCGAUGACAUGUACAUUGCCCAGGAGGAGUCCUUCGGCCCCAUCAUGAUCAUCUCGAAGUUCAGCGGCAGCGAUGUGGACUCUGUUAUGCAGCGGGCAAACCGCACCGAGUUCGGCCUGGCCAGUGGAGUCUUUACCAAGGAUAUCAGCAAGGCACUUAGCUUUGCUGAUCGCAUCGAGGCCGGUACGGUCUUCAUUAACGUUUACAACAAAACGGACGUGGCCGCUCCCUUUGGCGGCUUCAAGCAGAGUGGCUACGGCAAGGACCUUGGUCAGGAGGCGCUCAACGAGUAUCUCAAGACCAAGUGCGUGACCAUCGAAUACUGAAGCUGGGGAUAAGCGGAGUUGGGCCAAGCCCGGGAAUGAAAAGACUUAAUGUUUUGCAUAGCUCAUAGUUAUAAGAACUCUUAUCUAUCUAACUAAUAAAACCAAAAUCGUACCCUAA